AUGCGCAUAACUCGCUUCUCAGUAGUACUCCUGCUAACAAUCGGCCUCUUGCUGCUAUCCCAUACAGCGGAAGCAGGAGGAGCAGAAGGUGGAGCAAGUAGCUCCAAAAGCAGCGGUAGCAAGUUCAACUUCCUCUCCAGAUUCAGAAAAACAUCUCAACCUCCUCCCUUACCUGAGGACAACGUCUUGAAUCGGUUGAGACACAUUAUACCUGAAGAAGAAUUUCGUCAGCUUGAGGGACUCUACCAAGAAGGUUUCCAGAAAAAUUACUUUGAUAAUUUUGGUGAGUCUAGACACGAUCUUCCACGUCGAUCCCAAGCUACGAUUAACGAUAACUAUUGCUAA
Ustilago hordei is the source of this 345-nucleotide messenger RNA. RefSeq lists its product as uncharacterized. NCBI's taxonomy places the organism in Eukaryota, Fungi, Basidiomycota, Ustilaginomycetes, Ustilaginales, Ustilaginaceae. The transcript has a single exon. Bases 1 to 345 code for a protein of 114 amino acids. The record is from RefSeq and is a predicted model, not a curated record.